Chilo suppressalis (striped riceborer) is the source of this 13004-nucleotide messenger RNA. Lineage: Eukaryota; Metazoa; Arthropoda; Insecta; Lepidoptera; Crambidae. The record is from the annotation of a GenBank genome assembly.
AGCAGGGAAAAACAAACCAAAAAAAAAAUGUCUAUGGUAACAAAACAACAAUGGCGGACGAAGUGCCGGUGGAGUUUUAUUUUGCAAACAGAUUUAUUUCGUGAGACCAAUGUUUUCCGUUUAUAAUGUCAAAACAAGGAAAAAGAAAAAUCACUGUUGAGUUGCCCAAAACAAAAGAUCUAGCAAACAGACCUAGUGUUUUUGAGCGCCUCGGUACCAAGAAAGCUUCAAGUGUAAAAAAAACAACUGAACAUUGUAGACAGUGGGCUCAACACGGUAGUUGCGCUUACGGUAAAAGUUGUAAAUUUGCCGCAACUCAUACAUUGAUUAGUCCAUCUAAGCAACGGGCAGCGAAUAAAGACAGUGAGCAAAAGCGUUUAGUGAAAGACGAUGGAAAAAAUAGACUUCAUUCAACUGUGGUAGUGCGUUCGGGUCGCAGUCCCGAUGGCGAAAUUGACAAUUGGGACCAAAAUGACCUAGAAUAUGCGGAUACUGACGUACUUGAAAAACGAAGAUUGCAAUUGCAACGGGAAUUAGAAUUGCAGUUGAAAAUGGACUGUGGGAAAGACAUGCGUAAAGAAAAAAAGAAAGUGGUGUCUAGUACAUCCUCUUCUCGGAGUUCGAGUUCGUCCAGUAUUUCUUCCUCGUCAUCUGAUGGUAGUUCCUCCUCUUCUUCUUCUGGCAGAGAAGCAAGAAGGAAAGGCAAGAAAGUAAAAUUAAAAAGGAACUCCAGUUCUUCAUCGGAUGGUGAGAUACCGAAGAAGAAAUAUAUUAAAAAUGAUGUUACAAAAAAGGAUAAAACUGAGAAAAAAGGUACACCUAAAAAAGAUGACAGGUUAAAAAAACAUGAUGGUGGCAAGAAAAAAACAGUCACUAAAGCAAUUAUUGGUAAAAAGUCUUUAUCACCAGGUAAAAAAUCAGGAGGGACGCCACCAAUAACUUCGAAAAGCAUUUCAAAGAAUAUAGUAAAACAUGGAAAAUCUCCUCAGAGACGGGAGAGAAACAGGAGUGUUUCUCCUCAUUCUGCACGAGAUAGAGAUAAAGAACGAGAUCGAAGCAACAAAGACAGAGAUAAAGAAAGGGAUAAAGAUCGCGAAAAAGAUAGAGAACGUCCUAGAGGUCGUAGUCGGUCGCCUAGAAAGGCUAGAUCUAGAUCUCCACGUCAGCACCCUAAAGAUUUAAGGAAAAAGGAAAGUUCUGAACGUAGUCGACCUGUUUCUCCCAAGAAGCAAGUAAGAAGAGAUGGAAGUACUGAGCGUCAUAGAAAGCGCUCGUCUAGUAGAGAUCGGGAUAGAGGUCGUGAUCACAAGGAUAGAUCUUUAGAACGAAGGAAAGAUAAACAUGAUGAAAAAGACAGACAUGACAGAAAAGAUCGUGGACGUGAUAGAAAUAAAGAUAAUAAAAGAGAUGAUAGUAAGCGUCGCGGUCGUGAUCGUGGUUUGGGAGGUAGUAGAGGUGGAUCAGAUAAAGGAUUAGAAAAACCAAACAAACCUAUGGAGAGACUAUUACCUAGACCAGAAGAACGUCUCGCGGCCCUUGCUGCGAUAUCUAAUAGGGUUUUAGAACCUGAUAAGAGUUCAACUAACUCUAAAGAACGGCAAGAUAUUGAAAGAGGCGGCCGUAAACAGGAUAGGAUGGAAAGAGAUCGAUCAACAAAGAGGGAUAGAAUGGAUAGUAUAGAUAGAGAGCAAGGUGACUAUGAAAUAGGUAUGGAUCGACAAUAUGAUAAUGAUCAUAAUCUUGAGCAUUAUGAUCGAGUAGACGAUCGGUACGAGGGUGGUCCUAGAGAGGAUGAUAGAUCUCCUGGAUAUAUACAAGCAAGAGAUAGACAUUACGAUCCAGGUUAUGAUAUGUCGGGCCCACCAAGGGGUUAUCCUGAAGAUGACGAUAGGAUGUAUGGCGAACACAUUAACGAUCAUCAUGCUGUAGAUAUGGGUUACGAUGAUAGGAGACAACAUCGUGACCGGUCGUGGGAGGGUCGUUCGGGUUCCAUGGAUCGGGAAAGAGGUUAUAUGCAUCCUCAUAAAGAUUGGGAUAACGAAGAUUAUAGAUCUUCUGCAGAUUGGGGUCGUGAACGUCAUUGGUCUAUGCAUGAACCACAGAUGAACGAGUGGGGUGGGGAUAAGGAAACAGAUAUGGAGGGUUGGCAUCAUCGAGGACACCCUGGAUCGCAUCGUGGUCGAGUUCAUGAAGAUUAUGGUCGUGGCAUGAGGAUGGAUACUAGCAGAGGUGAUGGAAAUAAACGUCGAGCUCCAAGAAAUGAACCGGAAAUACCGGCUAAAGAGACUCCGCCGCCAUCGCAGACUGCAACUGUUGCGCCUUCGCGCCCUGAUGCUGACGUCGAAGAUAAACCAAUACCUGAUGAUCUCAGUGAGAUUAGUGACGACCCUGAUGAUAUCUUAAACAGAGAAGAUAUGGCAGAUCAAACUAUGGAUGAAGACAGUCAAAGUGCUUUACAUGUUGAUGAAGGCGCAUCUAAGAUUGAAGGAUCGGAAAAAGAAUCUACUCAGGAUACAAGUGGUGCCGGAGAAGAAAAGGAAUCUCAGGAUGCUAAAGAUGAAGAUGAUGUUGCAAACCUGGACUUUGAAGAAAUAUCUGAUGGUGAACUAGAGGAAGAAAGAACCAGAGCUGGUUUGGGCGACGCGCUGGGAGUAGAUUGGGCAAGUUUGGUGGCAGAUGUACGUCGCCGGGAACAGACCGCGCCGACCGGAGGAGCUCGCGACCGUUGGAGACCCGAAAGGGUUCUGACUCGCCUUGGUCUCUCCUUGCAUAUGGCCGGAAAAAAUACGGUGCAAGAAAUUUUUCAUAAGAAUGCCUCGCUACAAUCAGAAAAUAAAGCACAACAGAAAGAAUCUGACAAUACAGGAAACAACCCUACUGAACAAAACGGUAAAUAUGGCGAUAAUCAUGUUGAAGAAACUGAACCAGCAGUGGAUGUCGAAUCUUUACACCCGAUUGCUGCCAUACAGGUUGCUCUGCAGAAAAGGAAAAGGCAGCGGGCGAUUUUGUUUGGAUCUGGUUGCGAAAUCACUCGCGGAUUGAGCGCGAGACGUGAUCUUGCGCUACGGCGUCAUCUUUGUCAUUUACCAGUAGCAGAACGCACUGGACAAUCCCGAGUGGCGCCCCAACCUUCCCUGUUCCACGCUGCAAGGGCAUUGCUUAUGCAAGCCCCAGUGUCCGGCUGACGAAGAAAUUAAAUCCAGUGCUCUGGAUGAACCACCUGACUUAUAUAGAAAUGGUGAAAAGUGCUAAAAUUAAAGACAAACGUGUUUGAAUAUAUCCAUUAAUUUUAUUGUACAUCAAUGUCACAUAAAGUGCAAACAAACUGCAUAUUGUUGUUAAGUGUUUGAUAACAAUGUUUGAACAUGAAGUCUCAUGCAUGAAUAAAUUGUUUAUAAGGCAUAAAAGGCAACUUUUUAUCUAAAAUAUUGCUUAUGAGGAGAGAAUCCUUAGGGAUGCCUUCUUCUAAAUAGAAGAGACAGAUUUGGUGCUGAUUAAAGACUGGACAUUGUCCUUAAGAGCCAGAGACUAUUCUCAAAUUUUUCUCACCAGCUGAUGAACAGUGCAUCACGUGAUCAAGGGGUUUUCCAAAAACUGGACUCGACUGACAAGAGCCAAAUAUAUAGGUACAGUUAAAUCCAGACAGAUGACAACCCAAUUCAUGCAUAUUUAUUAUUUUCAUUUAUGGUAUCUACUAUGGUACUAAUACUGUAUCAUAUAAAAUAUUAUUAUUUCAGAAUUUAAAUUAAUGAUGUUUUUUUUUAUUUAUAACAAAACCUAUUAUGGUUCAAUUUCAGCAUUAACACAAUACCAUGUAAGUUUGUCUUAAUUCCAUAUAAGUAUACUUAAACAAGAAGAAUAAAUAUGUUUAUAAAAAUAUUUUAUUUACAUUACCUACCCUAAAUAUUUUAAUUAAUUUCUUAGUGUGUACAUUAGUUAUUUAUGCGACUGUUACACGAAUGUGAUUUACAAAAUGAUCAUACCAGUGUCACUAUGCAUCGUGGGCGAUUACUUGUUGGUAUGGCAAUAAAACUAGCGGCGAAAACCAGGACAAAGAAAAUGACGAACCUGUUGAAGAAUGUGCAAAUCCUUCAAAUUUAUUACCUUCAUUGUUGUCAAAAUCGGUGAGUGAAUGGUCCCAGAGAGAAGAAGGCGAUGAUGCGACAGAAAAAAUGAAUCUAGUACUUCAGGAAAUUCACGCAAACAGUACGGUCAGUAAUGUUGAAUCGGGGACUAAAUGUGAUCAAAGGAAUUAUUACAUUUCACCUUUACACUCAGAUCAGAGUGAUUUUGAUGAUUCCGACCAUGAUCCGCAUUUUACCCCUGGUUCAACAAGUAAGCCCCUUUACUACGUGGUAAUACGAAAUAUUCGUCUAGUAGUUCUUCUUCAUCAAGUAGCUCUUCAUCGAGUACUUCUUCCAAUAAUUCUUCGACAAGUAGCUCGGAUAAUGAAACUGUGGACAAUUUAAGUCCCGGUACCUCAUCCUCUGCUUUGGCUACCGUUUCAAAUGAUUCUUUGGAAGACCAGAACAAUAAAUAAGGGAAAAAUAGAGUACGUAAUGAAGAAAAAUGGAAAAACAAAAUAGCCAAACGACUUCGCCAUUCUGGAAAAGCAUUUAUGAAUCGACUAAAAAAAACAAGUACCUGCAAGAAACAUGGGUCCAACGUGUGGCGAAAAAUGCAGAUUAAAGUGUCCUUCAAAAAUAAGUGAGGCAUCAAGACUGGAUAUUUUUAACCAAUACUGGAGUUUGGGAGACUUACAAAAACAGGGAAUUUAUAAUUAGGCAAACUACAAAUAUUAAUAUCAAAUUGUAAACAUUUGCACAAGACUAUCUACACACAUGCUUUAAAACCUCUAUAAAAGAUUCUGAAAUUAUGGGGCGUUCUAAGAAUAUAAAAUUUAUGAAGUUUCAGCAAUGCGGUAGUGAAACGCGCGUGAAAGACAAUGUUCUUUUUAUUCAUAAAACCACGCAACUAACAGUAAAAAUUGUGGUUGUCUGAGAGUAAACCCUUUGUGCGGAAGGAAUCAAAAAAUUAAAGGAGUGUUUAAAAGCCCAUUCACAUUUUUUGCAAAAAAUCGUAACUUUGAGCGCCACAUUAAGAAAAGAUUUUUGCAGAUUUAUGCCGAGCGAAUAAUAAAACGAGAAUGCAAAAAGACAACUGUACCAAAAACUACUCAGGGUCAUCUUCAACCGUGGAGCAGCAUAUCUUGGUAGAAGGUUUUAAAAAAUCUAUUACAGAUCGUAAUUUAAUAUAUAAAACUUUAAUUGCAGAUGGAGAUUCUAGUACUUAAAAAAUAUACUAGACAGUCGUCCUUAACCUGACGUAGCGAUUCAAAAAAUUGAGUGCACGAAUCAUUUACUAAGAAAUUACAAUGGGAAAAAUUUAUUGCUUCAGAAAGAUACCACUAUUCCAUUAAGCGAACGCAAACUUGAAUUUACACCGAUUAAAAAGGUUGCGUACUUCAGUUCGUGAUGCUGUAAAAUACAUGCAACAAGAAGAUUGUUCACAUUUAGAAAAAAUAGAAAAAUUACAAAGAAAUAUCAUUAACAGUCCUAGGCACAUCUUUAAGGAACAUUCGCAAUGUUAUUACUGCACAGAGGAAACGAAAAUGAAUGUAAUAUAAUUUCACUCGUCCCAACUUUAUUCCUUCAACUUCAAAAGAACGCGUCACAACUUGGUUUUCAUUCGCGUAGUCAUACAUUGUUAAACAAAUAAUCGAGCUCAACAAUGUAAUAGCAUAGUCGCUAAAAUGGUAGGUGGACAACGAGUAAAUUUCCUUCUCAAAGAAUCGUACACUACUCGAUGCUACGCUGCGGUGGUGUCGUUUAAUACUGGAAAGCCGCAAUAUUCGUUAUACAAAUCAAUAUAUCAAAGUAGUCCCGGAAAAUCUUAGAAGCAAAGAGAGCAAAAAAGCUCAAAAAGUAUAAGGUCUCCGAUGCUCAUUAUGGUCAAAAUGUGAGCGUCCGAAUAUGGAGUCGGAGGAUUACGAGAGGGCAAAACUGCUGUUUUUAAAUAGUUUAAAAGAACAGGCAUCAAAUUCUCAUGAAAUCGAAAGAUCUACAAGCCGAAAGUGCUUUAUGACUAGAACUGAGAGGAUGUAUGAUUACUGCUUCGACUUUUGCAAAAAAAUGUAAAAGGCGACCAAAUCAAAUUCUGCUCCUGUGGUAAAAAUACUCCUUUAACAAUAUGAACUGAGCAACAUCCCUUCAGUAAAACACGAAAGAAAAAAUGAGUCGAUGGCUUUGGCACAAUUAAGUGUGCAGGAAAAUAUUUUUAUCGAAGAAUGUGGCUUAAUUAUUGAUUCGGAAUACUGGUUUUUAGGAGUAACUCCAGAUGGACUGAGUGGCGAAGAUUUAGUAGAAGUAAAAUGUCCCAGCUCUGUUUUUGGAAUAGAUCCUGAUAUUGCAAUACGGGGAAAAAAACUAAAAGUGUUUUAAGUCCAUUAAUGAACAUUUUUUAGAAUUUAAUAAAAAUCAUGACUGGUACUACCGAAUACAAAUUGCCAAAAACAUGUGUGUUUGUUUGCUGUGUGGACUGGUGCUGAUUUCCCAUUAAAAGUAGUAAGGGUAGUCAAAAAUAACAAGUUUUGGCAUGAAAAGAUGAUUCCAAAACUAAGUUUUACCCAUGAACGUCUGCUGCCAGAAAUCAUAGAUCCAAGGAAGUCGCGAUCAAUGCCGUUACGGCAAAUAUGUAUAUAUGAUGUAUUCUAUCGAAAAUCUUACAAUACUUCACAUUAUAUACCCUCUCCUUAACUAAAAUAAAACUAUAUCCAUAAAAUUAUCGUAAGAUGUCUUGAUACACCAUUAAGCAUGAAUGGUGAUGUAGUACCUGUGGUUUCUGGAUGUAUUAUCUUUACUUGGAAAGUACAAAAUACGUAUGUAUAACAUUAGAUUUGGGAUUGCAAUAUGCAUUCAUAUUGAUCAAAAUAUUUUUCUACACACUCAAUUGAUGAAAAAAGGAAAAGCUUCCGACUGAUAUUGAAGCAGCAAAACACUAAUUUACUUAUGCCAUUAUCAUAGUGGAAUGUCUUAUGGCCUAUUGUUAUGGGAACAGCUGCUAAUAUAAAAACUAUUUAUGUAUUAUAGAAUCGAGCAGAUGAGGCCAUAUACAACUUACGAUCAAGUUACUCCCAUAGGGAUAUGUUUAAAGAAAUCACAAUACAUCUAUGGGAACUAUAUUGUGGCUUUCCAGUAUUAACCGACACUAAAAUACAAAAACUUGCUGCUCUAGCUAUCUAAAUGUUUAGAUCAACCUUUCCCAAAGAGGGCGAUAAUGGUCCCUUGUGGGCGCUGCAGCCUGGGUUAGGUAGGAGACCCAGAAAAAAUCGGGACCCCGACUGAGCUCUCGAUUACAACUUGUGAACAUCAACUAAUAAUAAUAUCAAGAGAUUGCUCAAACUAGCUCGAUUCGAUAUUUUUCCCAAGGUAGUUCAUAUAUCUCUCCGCAGCGGACGGGGGGCGGUACGGUGGGCAUUAGGCCGCGUACUCAACCCCCACGCGCGGGCCUACCUGCGCACGUCUGCGGGGUACCCGUGACACCCCUGCCGUGGAGCCCCGGCUAGGCCGGGAGGCUGCUAGGUGCGGAGACGCGGAAGAAUCCCAAACGGGGAUCCCGCGCUAAGCAGCUUAGAGGGUAUUCGCAGGACUUUUUUAGCGGAUAUUAUGCCGUAAAGCGCCCGUAAGAGUUGCGGGGUCCUCGGUGGACAGCCACUGGGGAGCCCGUAAGACUUGCGAGAGCCAGGUGUGAGGUCCGUUCGGCGGUGUGCCUCUUAAAGGCGCCGUCGUCUGUAAAUAGCAUUUUUUACCUGCGUUAUAUAUAAAAAAAGGUAGUUCAUAUAUCUGUCCUGUUUUAUUGAAUAAUUAAAAUAAAAACAAUGGCAAUCGGUCGCUCCGUUUCGAAAUGAAAGUAUAUAAAAACAAAUAAAUAAAAAGGGGAACAGACACACUUUCGCAUUUUAAUAGUUGUUGAUAGAUUAUUUCAUCAGCUUCGUGUUACUAAUGAUGAAGAUUUCAACCAUUUGUUGUUUUAUACUGAAGUUCGUUGGCUAUCAAUAGGCAAUUGUCUGACUCUAUUUUACAACCUGCUUGACCCUGUGAAUGUGAUAGAGUUCUUGGAAACUAAAGAUACAGAAUUGCGUAACAAGCUCAUUACAUCAAAGAAUGAUAUAGCUUACAUGACAGACCAAAAAAUUGUACAACGACAUGAAUCUUCAACUGCAAGGCGAUAAACUAAAUUUAAUUAAAACAAAAAAUGACAUUGCUGCUUUCGCAGCCAAACUGCUUCUAUAAAACAUCAAUCCGCAGUUUCAAUUAAGAGACCCAAUCAUUGUACGCGAAACGUACCAGACUGAUUCCGGGUAUGAUAGCAUCAGUGAUGAUAGUCUUUGAGAACAAUGUUCAGUUUUAAUAGUACGGAGAAUGGCUUACAUAUCUUAUUGUAUGUGCUUUACAGCAGCCAGUGAUGGAGGUGUGAUCUUUCCCGGUUCCGUUUUCAUAUUAUUUAUCCUGAUAUUUACGAGAUGAUACUAGAACAUACAGCAAAAAUUCAUGAAAGCUUUUGAUGGGUUUUGUUUAAAUGCAUGGAAAUCACACGAAUUUUUCGCAGCGUUUUCAGGUCUGCAUCGUCAGAAAAAUGAUUUUAUCAUCAUCAUCAAAAUCAUUAUUCUGACACUGCAGACCUGAAAAGGCUGCGAAACGUCAAUAAAUAAAUAAAGUUCGUACAUUAACCCGUUAAAACUAGUUUUAUUUAAAUCUUUAUUGUCGUUCCAAAACAACCAAUAGCUACGAUAAAUAUAUUAUUUAUUUUCUCACAAUAGUAAGAAAAACUCAAUCCUUGUAUCCUUUGCUCCGCUCAGGAUUCCUAUCUAGAAUCCUUCGUUGCUAAGGUAGGGAUCCAUCUUUCUCAGCAUCUCAAAUAAAGUUUAUUUUUAUCUGCACUUAGUGUUUAACAUACUAAUUGCAUAUUAAACUGUUAAUUUGGUAAAGCGUGCUAUACUGAACAUCGCCGCGUCGAUAUCUCGCUCAUGUGACUCGGUCAGGCUCGCGGCCAUAUUUACCUAAACUGCAGUAGCAGAUUUUGUGAAAGGUUUCUUAAUAUUAUAUUUUUUUUUAUAACUUAUAGCAUCCGUUUGAAUGAUAUUAUGGUUAUUAGAACAUUGGAUGCAUGUUAGCAAAGCAUGGGUGUAGAUAAAUAUAUUUUAUUGCAUUUUUAGUAUAUAUUAUAGUUUAUACAGUUCAUAUAAAAAAUUACAUCAUUGCGUCUUUAACAAAAAUGAUACAUCGGAGUCCACUGCAAAUUCUGUCUUCUUAGCACCCCUGAAAAAUAGAGUUAAAAGAAAUUUUAUAAUUUUUCUGGGCCGAAGCGUAUAAAAAAACAAACACAUAAAAACUACUAAUAGGGAAGAUGCAAUAUUUUUAUUUUUGUUUUCAUUUUAAAGAAUUCCAUGUAGAAUAAACCACAGAUAUAAUAAAAAAUUAAAACAUUGUGAUUUAUCGGAAAAAAUGCGGUUUCAAAUUGACAAUUUAAAUUUUCGCGCGAAAACGAACCUAUGGUUGCAAUGACGUCACUCCUGUCUGUCACUGGUCGUACUUGUUCGUCGCUGGCUUUAAAUUUUCAUACUUUUGUAUAUUUUUUUGACUAUUUUUUUCGAAAUAUUUUUUUGAAAAAUUUAAAAUGGACUAUCCAUCAACAUCGUGUGAUCAUAACAAUACCACUAAUAUUCCGAAAAAAAGCCGUGUUGAGUCAUGUUUUGUGCCAAUCUACUUCAACAAAGUUCCCAAAUAUAUUGUUUUUGACUGGAACUUCUGACCCAAAACUGAAAAAAAAGUGGUUUCAAGCUGCGAAGAGAAAUGACAAUUAUUCUCCAAAGACCAUUAUUCGAUGCUGACAAGAUCACUUUGACAUAAGCCGGCGAAUAUACUUGUUAUAUGCUUAAUUAAUCUGCUUGUACGUAAAAACGCAUUAGUAACCUACCUAAUACUUACACAACCUGUCUAUAACAUAUUUUUAAUUUUACAGUUGGAGAAUGACGUCGAAAAUUAGAUAAAGUUUAAAAUGUGUGGCACAAUCUUCACAUUGGCAGGACUGAACCAAGCUUUGCGUUUCAUUUAAAAUAACUGUAACACGAUAACCUUCUUUACGUACUUUAUGCUCCGGAGAACUCGACCUUUUACUGUACAUAAUUCUCCAUCUCUUUUUAUUUGGACAUAGCCGAUUGCAUUAUCGCCGUAAGAUUUGUAGAAGCCGCUGAAUAAAAUACGAAGUUUAACAACUACGAUUUUUACAUACCGUAGUAAUUUAGUCCCUUUCAUUUCUACACUUAAAAACUCUGCACUUUGGACAAAAAAAGUUAUAACCAUGUCAACACUAAUGCGCUUACCACACGCACAAGCUUCACCACAGUUUGGCCUGCGCAAGCAUCUCGCACGAAAAAACUGUACGCUUUGUGCGUUACCACACGGCACAGUUAAGUACGCGCAAGCCUCAUUCUUAUCGAAAUCAUUGGCGUGGAAACAAUGUUUCUUAAUGAAGAAACAUUUCUUAUGCUACUAUUUUUAAAGUGUUUGCUAUUAAAAAAAACAUGUAAAAACGAUAGGAUAUGUACAGUAUAUGUGUAAGUAGGUAGGUAGUAGGUAUUAGGCAUAGGUAUUUAGUUGCAAAAAAUAUGUUUUUACCUCUUUCAUUUUAUUUAUCAUUCUUUCGUAGGCGUCGUUCUUUUUAUUUCGGUCGGAAUAAUCUUUAGAUUUAAUUUUCCAGAGUGCAGGCAGAGAUUUGUAUAAACUUAUUAAUUCAGACGUGAAUUCGUGAUUUUACGUACGCAAAUCUGCCAUUUUUGAGUGACGAUGACGAACGACCUCAUGAAACGAUGAGCGAGCCUCGACACAAAGUACACUCGACUGUGGCUUGAACACUGAACGCCCAACCACACGCACAGACGAGUACGCGCAGGCCGGGCUUGCGCAGGCAAAAUUUCAAGCAAGUCGAAAAAUGCGCAGGCCGCGCUGUGGGGUUGGCGCGUGAUACAGUUUUACCAACUACACGCACCGUGUUCUGUGUACAAACCGGCCUGCGCAGGCAAAACUGUGGUGAAGCUCGUGCGUGUGGUAGGCCCAUAACUCUUGGUAAAUUCCUGGAGUCUACUUUGAUAAACGCAACUUCCAUUUUUAUUAAACGUAAAAAAACGCAAUUAAUAUUCCCAUAAAAUAAUAUUUACUUUAACAACCAUAACCUCAAAGAAGUUGUCAUAACGGGAGUGACGUCACUAAACGCUGAUUGGUGUUAUAAAAUACGUUCUGUUUCAAGUAUUUCAAAUUCGUAAUAAUUGUUAAAAAACAACAUUAUGUAAAAUAAAAACGUUGCAGUGGCAAUUCUUUUAUAUUUUUUUAACAUUUUAAUCAUAAAAUUUUCAUAAAUAUUAUAUAUGCAUCUUCCCUAUUUUACAUAUAUACAAACUAUUGUCUUAAAAGCUAUACCUACUAACCUUUGUAAAAAGACAGUGGUUUUUAUUUUGAUAAUAGUGGAUGCUCGCGACUUUGUCUUUGUGGAAAAAUUGGAUUCACAUACAAACUUCAACCUCCCGUUUCACCUCAAAGAAUCAUAUCUGAGAUAAAAAACUAUCCUAUGUCAGGAUAUCUUCCCCAGGACUCAAACUAUAUCUUUAGAAAAUUUCAUCUAAAUUGAUGCAGCAGUUUAAGGAUGGAGAGGUAACGACAGACAGCAGACUUUCAUAUUUAUAAUAUUAGUUUAGAUAUGGCUAAAUAGUUGUUUUUGCAUAAAAAAACAUCAGCAAUUUUUACUCACUUUUCAAAUAAAACAGCUCCAGCUACUCCCUUGAUGAGCAAAGUGUUGUUGUCUACUUUUAGAAUCGAGCCUUCUCUCAGACCAAGCACUGGAGAAGCACACUCCUGCUCCAGGUACUCGCUAAUUCUCUGAUCUCUAGUUUCCCCUUUGUGUGUUUCACUUUCCAUUUCAAUAUAAUGUGGGUUUAUAUUGAAGGGGACUAUUUUAAUAGCAUCAAAAGUGGGCGGGUAAGUGAUCGGCAUAUCAUUUGUAGUGUGAAUGCUUUUUGUUGCAGCAUUUGUACCAGCACUACUUCCAAUGUAUAACAAAUCACCAUCAUACACUCUUUUCCUGAUAAGUUCUACUAAAUUGUGUUCAUAAAGUCUCUUUAAGAGAAGGAACGUAUUACCACCACCUAUAAAUAUUGCUUUGCUAUCACUUAUAGCUUUUUCUGCAUUUUUAUAUGUAUGUAUGCCAGACACCUCAAAACCCCAGAGAUCAAUUACUUCCUUUAUUUUAGCAGUGUAUUUAUUAUAAUCAUUUUGAGCAUAGGGUAUAAACAGAAGCUUUUUCACAUUAUUCCUGAAAUGUUUGCAGAGUUUAUUAGGCAAAACACUUGGUAUUUCAGUAAGUUAGUCAAAAGUCAAAGUCAAGUGUCAAAAAAUUGUUUAACAUAUUUAUUGAAGUUCCAAUCGUGCAUGUAGAAUAAAAAGAGGCUAACAGAGCGAUGCAAUGUUGUUACAUUUAAGUAAAUUGUUUAACAAAUUUAUUAAAGGUCCAAUUGUGGAUGUAUAAAAAUAAGUGAUAGAUACAAACUUUUCUAACACGGAGCAAAUCUCCUGUUUGGCAAAUUCCAGCAUAGAAAAUCCAUGGCAAUUUGAAGACGAUAAUAACAAGGCUUGGCGAUACGAUUGCAUGGUAGUGACGACCCAAUGUGUAGCUGUGGUUGGUCAGUUGGACUAUCACUAACUAGAUCUACCUAUUCUAAUCUUAUCUUCUUUUAUCGUUUUUUUUAAUAACUUAUCAACACUAUCAAAUUAUCAAAGAAUUUAUAGUUUGUAUGUAGAUGUUCAAUAAAUAAGCUCAACAUAGCACGAACCACUAACAAAUUCGAAAAGUUUGCAAACGAGUGCCGAAUGUUUUUGUAAGUUAAUACAGGGCUCAGCUUUCCAUUAGUUGUGGUUGAGUAGCGAGCUGAAAUUUUUGUCACGGAAAGUAUUAAU